Molecule: messenger RNA, 2667 nt
Organism: Lutzomyia longipalpis
Lineage: Eukaryota; Metazoa; Arthropoda; Insecta; Diptera; Psychodidae
Product: facilitated trehalose transporter Tret1-like
Exons: 6
Coding region: 264-1748 (494 amino acids)
Biological process (GO): transmembrane transport
Cellular component (GO): membrane
Molecular function (GO): transmembrane transporter activity
Source: RefSeq, a predicted model, not a curated record
UUCCCUCGCGGAUGAUUGUGCCGGAGAUCCCGCCCGAAAUUGUCGAGCAAUUUCAGUUUCACGAGAUCACAGCCCCAGUGUGGAGUGGUGCGGAAUUUUUGCUUUUCACUCCGUGUGACCAACAAUAAAUCACGUUUUCAGGGUGACUCUCUUCGCAUAUAUAGAUCUAAAAAAAAGUGCAAAUAAGGUGGCUUUUGUGUAAAACAGGGAGUGCAGAAAAGGACGUGCCAAGGGGUGAAGUGUUGGGGUUAAAAUUAUCACAAAUGACCGGAAACGGAGUGGCUGGGGGACCUUCCUCCCCGUCGGAAUCAUCCACCUCAAAUAGAAUGUGCAAUUUUCCAUAUAGCACCGUAUUCGUGGCAUCCCUUGGAUACUUUAUCAUUGGAAAUUCGAUUGCAUGGUCGAGUCACGCCAUAUUUUUCCUUUUGAUGGUAAUUCCUCCACCAUUCUUCAUUCUAUCUGAAGAUCCGGACGUGAAGUUCUUCUAUGUAAUCGCUUCGCUGUCCUUUGUGGCUACGUUAAUCCCACUUGUGGUCUACAAAAUGCUAAAUGCAGUCAGUCUCAAGUCCUUCCUCAUUCUAGCCGCCUUCUUUGCCACCCUCUCGUGGGUUGUGCCAUUUGUGGGGGACUCAAUAGGAAUUCCUCCACUCUAUGGUGCUAUUGGUGGACGUCUAAUGGGUGGUGUAGCGGUGGGUGUUUUUCAUUUCCUUGUCCCCAUCUACCUGGAAGAUCUCAUGGCCAGUGGUUCAUGCAAGGACACGCGUCUUCUCAUCGAUAAUGUUCUCUGCACUCAAUUUGCCAUGGGUGUCCUCACACAGUAUGGAGCCGCAGGAUAUCUCCACAGUCGUACUGUAAUCGCCCUGCUAUCUCUCAUUCCGGCACUCCUCAUCACCAUUGGGCUAUUUUUCAUUCCUCAAUCGCCGAGGUAUUUGUGCAACGUGGGACGAAAUGGGGCAGCAAGGGACAUACUCAGGCAAUUCCGGGGGAUGCUGAGAUAUAGCGAAGAUACCAAACAGAUUGACGCCGAUAUUGAUUUCUGGUCCAGCAAGCAGGAUCAAAUUGCCUUUGGGACCAUUUUUGAGAAUGUCAACAGUAUAAAAUUGCUCUUUCCAACACUUGGGCUCAUUUUUUGGGAGCAGAUGAUUGGAAUUGUCGUCAUUUUCUUCUACUUGAUUCCAUGCCUUCAUCAUUUGUAUGAUGGAGAUACCGGAAUUGUGGAAACUCUCCUUGUAGCAUCGGGUUUCAUUGUUGGAACAAUUUUAGGAGCAUUCACGCGCUUUCGAAUUAACCCCAAAUACUUGCUUGUUUCAUGUGGAAUUAUAAUGGGAAUCCUGCUGAUUAUCAUUGGGAACAAUGAUCUCCUGCAGAGAAGUACAAAUCGUGCAAAAAGGAACUUUGGCUACAUCCCAGCGGUUUGUUUUGCAAUUUUUCUCCUCUUCUAUGCUUUUGGCUAUCGACGAAGUGUCUCAGUCUACCAACAUCAUCUCAUUGAGCGCAAAAAGCUCCUUCUUUGGCGUUCUCUCAGUGUUACCAUUGCCUGGGCAACGGUUACCUUUAUCGCAUGGAUUUUUGCCUACGGUUGGCCGGUUGUUGGACUUGGAUGGAUUCUCAUCUUUAUCGGCUGCAUAAGUCUCCUGGCAGUGGUAUUUAUUGUGGCAUGUGUUCCGUCUUCCAUUGAACGUGACCUAUCCCAUUCAGCAGAUCAAGUGGAAUCAAUAGACAACAUUCCUGGUGAUAGCAUGUUGUAGGGGCCAGUGAUGUGUGUAAGGUUAAAGUGAAAAGGCAUUUAAGUAAAUUAAGGCGACUUUAAUAUUCAAAUACUCAACAUCGAAUAUUAACAGUUUGCUGAACAAAAGUUUCACAUUGUCUCAAUGAUGACAGUGGAUGCUCUCAAAGAGAAUACACUUAUUAGAGGUUUUUGAUCAAAAAUUACAUCAUAGCUUUUGGAAUGAAGAUUAAGCUACCACGUAGACAGAGUUUUUUUUUUUUAAUAUGAAAGAUGCAAAAUCACUUUUUGCUUCAAAUUAUCAUCAACUUAUCCACUUUUACUUAAGGCAUAGAUCAUUUUUUACCCAUUUUUUCAAGUUAAUUCAACAAAGAUAGCUAAAUGAAUAUUUUCAAUCACUUUGAACAAUUUUUUUAAAACUUUUAGCAGCCUAUAUUAUGUAAUAUUUACUUAAGUUUUUCAUUUAUUUACCUUUUAGUUUUUUUUUAAUAUAUGUAUGUAUUUUAGGUAUCUUGACUUUUCUUUUCAUAGUAUGUACAUAAUAUUUCUUUUGAAAUCCUAAAAAUAUAAUUUUAGUUUACUAAACAUUACUUGUCUGCCAUAUUUUCUUUUCUAAAUCUUAUGUACUUCAAUUUACAAACACUAUAUAUCUUACUAUUAUAUUUUUUUAUUAUAUUUUUUUUUACAAGUGUUUUAAUGUAAAUUUGAAAUUAGCCUUAAAAUCUCUCUUUAUAUAAACCACAUGGAUUUUUUGUAUUUCCCUCAAAAUAUGAAACACUUUUAAAUAAUACCUAUAAGUUUUUCUUUUAUAUAUAUAUUUUUUAUAGUAGGUAAUAGUAGGUAGUUUUCCAUGAUUCUCAUCAUCUAAUGUUUCAAAUAUUUUAUAAAAGAAAAUUGUAAAAAUAUGAUAUUUUUUUAAUAAAAAUUUUUGAAAAAAAAAA